Messenger RNA from Lindgomyces ingoldianus, 1089 nucleotides. RefSeq lists its product as uncharacterized. Lineage: Eukaryota; Fungi; Ascomycota; Dothideomycetes; Pleosporales; Lindgomycetaceae. Bases 372 to 737 code for a protein of 121 amino acids. The transcript has 3 exons. The record is from RefSeq and is a predicted model, not a curated record.
AAACGCUCCCGAAACACAAGGGCAACCAUUUCGACCUCCGUCACGUGAUCUGUAACGGGCAAAGUGCCGUACCUAAUAACACAGCAAUGGCUGGACCUGCUUUUCCGAUCGACAUGCACGGAAGCGCUGCCGUUUGGCCGGGACUGGGGGAUCGGCUAUGGGGUAACUCUCAGCUGACCUAAAUCGAACAUGCUUCAACAUUUUUGCGAGUGAAGCCUGGAUCCGAGCCAUUAUUUGUGAUGAAUAAUAACGUCAAAACUCAACUGUUUCUUGCGCACAAAACAUUGAGCAGAAAUUAGAUAUGCAGCUUGUCGAUCUUUUCCUCCCACCACUUGAUGUUCGGAUAUAAGGGCAGGUAUUAAUUAACCAAGAUGGAUUCACUCAUAACUCUUCUGUUGAAGCGGCAUAGUUUCACCGGUGAUGUUUGGAGCGUUGAGCCUCGCAGCUCUCUCCACCUAUCAGUUAGCGAGGGUUUCGGAGGUAGCAGGACCGCCUCUCAAGCUUGUUCACUUUUACUACAAUCAAUAGCCUACAGGCAAAUUACUGUCUCAAGAGGUGACCUCAAGUUCUCCAACUACCCUCCCGGCCUCGAUGUUAACAGUAUAAGCAACGGCUCUAAUGGAAAAUAUAUAGUCGUAGAACUCACUGGAGACAUCACGGAGCAACCUUAUCUAAUGCUGGGAUCAAUAAUCUGCCUUGCGGAUCCAUCAACUGCUCCAUAUAUCCUGCCUGUGUAGUAACCCAGCAAACCCACCUCAUCAGGGUCCCAUCCGCCAUCGAUCCCCUCAACUGUCUCCAGAUCCUGAACACUGGUCGCACACUCACCUCUAACGGCGCUCUAAUGCUAGCAUCCGAUGGCGGUCCCGGGAUCAACGCUGGCUCGCUCGCAUGCAACUCCGUUAUCCAAACCAUCGUGUCCCUGGCCCAAGUCCAGCACACAACCUUCUAUCUCAACGAUAUUUGCUUUAACCCCUGGCCCCAUCUAGAAGCCACUGGCAGCGGAGUAGCAUAUAGCAUGGAUUCGAGGGCUAAGGCGGGGUUAUCGUUGUUGAUCUCGGCGUCGGCAAUAGCUGGCCGCAUUUGACGGGG